CGAGGCGGAGGGAGGACGCGGUGAAAGAAAGUGAGCCUCAGCGAGUCAGACGGAGGAGAUUCAGCGACACUUCCACUUUUUUCCUCCCUCGAAGCGGCAGCAGUCUCUCCGCGGAGGAGCGCGGCGCCCCUGAACGGAGUAGCUGUCAUUCCGCUCUGCGCCGCCUCAUGUGUGGGCUGUGCUGAACUAGCCUAACUCUUGGUGAAGAGCCGUCAGAAAGACAUGGGGCCGUUUGGAGCGCUGCUCUGGAUUUCACAAUAUGUGGCACUUUUCGUCCAACUAAACGCGUCUCAAGCAGGUGGAAACAUCGAAGUGGACAACCACGUAUCGGGCAACGCCCUAUUCACAGAGGUUCCUCAUGACAUCAUCACUCAGAGCGGUCAGGAUGUGGAGAUGGCUUGCUCCUUCAGGGGAGCCGGCUCUUCCUCCGUCUCCUUGGAGAUCCAGUGGUGGUAUCUUCGGCACCACAGGGAAUGGGCUGAGAAACCUGCCUGGACAACCAAUCAGGUUGUUCCUGUUGAGGAGAUGACAAGAGACGCCACUAAAAUAAGUGUGGUGAAAGUGGCUGGAAGCAACAUCUCUCACAGGCUUCGCCUGUCCAGUGUUAAACCUGCAGAUGAAGGCACUUAUGAGUGUAGAGUCAUCGACUUCAGUGACAACCAUGCCCAGCACCACAGAGUCCGAGCCUACCUGCAAGUACAGCCACCAGGCCCUGGUGUGCAGCUCCACAAGGAGAACCAAGAGCUGCGUAGUGGCAACCAAAUCCACAGUGGGGACCAAAAUCCCCAUCAUGGAAGCCAUCAUGUACAGAAGGAAAGAGAAAGAGAUGAGCAGAAUAAGGCAGACCAAGAUCUCCAUCAUGGAGACCGGAAGCUUCAUGAGAAGGAGCAUCACAGGAGUCAUCAUGGUGAUCAAGCUAAUGAAGGAGAGAAGAAAGAUUCAUCUUCUGCUCUACAUCAUGGUGAACAUCACCGGAAGGACCAUCAACAUCUCCAUGAGGGGAACCACCAACAAGUCCAAGAGGUGGACCACCUUGAGGGGAAUGAACAUACACAAGCAAGCAAGAAGAGUCAAGCAAAAAGCCACCAGUCAGAAGUCAAAGCCCACAAGGGACAUUCCAAUGACUGUUUAUCUGAUGCCUGUGUCCUUUAGAGCAGCAGAGAGGAAACGAACCAAGGAGGAAGGGACUUUUUGUGAAUGAGGAGAGAAGUCAGAAAGAAAAGAAUGGGGUAAAGUAAAGGCUGUAGACAGGAAGUGAAAGGAGUGCAUGUGAAAACAUCUUCAUAAGAAUGUCCGUAAAUCUCGAGGAGAAACAGACAGACUUGAGCAAUGUGUACUAGUUGUUACUAUGCGAUAUCUCCAUUUAUUGACCCUGCCAUGCUUUUGCUCCUCAGUGCGUAUCUUUCAAACAUGCCUAACUUUGUUAUGUUGGCCUAGGUGAUUUGUCAAAAGCCUGGAUUUGGCGAUUUGGCUAGAGGGCAUCUUUUUGCUUUAUCUCUCUGCUUCAUCUGAAAUCUCUGAAUGCUCUAAUUGUGUGUGUGUGUGUGUGUGUGUGUGUGUGUAUGAGCGCAUGUGUGUGUGUACUCUGUACAGUACAUUUUUGGAAAAUGACUCUUUAUGCUCUGAAAUACAACCAAAUUUCAAUUUCCAAAAUCAGCUUUUGCAUAAACGUUCACCAAGAAGAACUGCAGCUCAGCAGCGUUUUGUUGUUUUCUGCUUUCAUAUUGUAGGGAAAAAAUAUGUAUCUAUAUUCUACGCCGUGUCUCUCUUGAGUUUACUCUGUUCUGCUUUGAUGUUUUGUAUCAACUUUAAAGUACAAGUUCUGUAAAUUUCUGGAUACCUUCUAAUGUGUUGGUGUGGAAGGAGAAGUAUUAAAUUAAUCACGUAAACUUA
Colossoma macropomum (tambaqui) is the source of this 1893-nucleotide messenger RNA. RefSeq names its product V-set and transmembrane domain containing 2 like (gene vstm2lb). The coding region runs from base 223 to 1152 and encodes 309 amino acids. NCBI's taxonomy places the organism in Eukaryota, Metazoa, Chordata, Actinopteri, Characiformes, Serrasalmidae. The transcript is spliced from 4 exons. The record is from RefSeq and is a predicted model, not a curated record.